CUGAAACACUAGAAGCUUUUCUCUCUCCCUCGUUCUGGCGGAGUCGCUGAUAGGGUUUUUGGAGGGUCUGCCAUUGUUGCUUCUUCUUCGAGCUAUACAGCGCUAUGCCUCGGUAUUAUUGUGACUAUUGCGAUACAUAUCUGACACAUGAUUCUCCAUCUGUGAGGAAGCAGCAUAAUGCAGGCUACAAACAUAAGGCAAACGUGCGAUCAUACUAUCAGCAAUUUGAGGAGCAACAAACCCAAAGUUUAAUUGACCAGAGGAUCAAAGAACAUCUUGGUCAAGCCGCAGCAUUCCAUCAGGUUGGUGCAGCCUAUAAUCAGCAUUUACUUGGCCAACGACCUCGUCUUCCUGUAUUACCUACUCCUGUAAUGCCGGGAGCUGCCCCGGGGUUAUUGCCUGGAAUUAGGCCUCCAGUUUUGCCAAGACCAACUCCUGGUGCUCCAGGAUAUCUACCUGCUCCUACAAUGCCACCUAUGAUGGCUCCGCCCGGUGCUCCUAUGCCUGGCCAAGUGAAUAUGCUUGCCAGGCCGCCGCCUCCUCCAGCACCAAUUCCAGGGAGCACACCUCAACCUUCUUCAGCCAAUGGCGCACCUUCAGCUGCUGCACCAUUGAUGUAUCAAGCAAAUCCAGCAGCACCAGGAAGUGGUGGUUAUGAUAGCUUCACCACCACCGCUCAACCUUCUGAGUCUAACCAUUAGAGCUUCUAAUAUCUGUGCUAUAUGUGUAUGAUAUCCAAAUCUCUUCUAGUGCAAAUUUAGACUCAACAAUUCUUAACAUAUCUGAAGAAAAAUUUGGAGCCUUGAGAUUUAAUGUAGAAAAGUUCUCUGAGGAAGUGUGGAAAGGGAAUAUUUUUGGUGGUUGAUUCCUUGCUACUUGUUUGGUGGUAGAAUAAAGAAUGUGAUUAUAGGGUUAAAUGGGCAA
This is a messenger RNA of Cucurbita moschata (crookneck pumpkin), 924 nucleotides long. RefSeq names its product U1 small nuclear ribonucleoprotein C-like. The record is from RefSeq and is a predicted model, not a curated record. The transcript has 5 exons. NCBI's taxonomy places the organism in Eukaryota, Viridiplantae, Streptophyta, Magnoliopsida, Cucurbitales, Cucurbitaceae. Bases 105 to 701 code for a protein of 198 amino acids. Gene Ontology annotation, cellular component: nucleus; U1 snRNP. Gene Ontology annotation, molecular function: pre-mRNA 5'-splice site binding; zinc ion binding. Gene Ontology annotation, biological process: spliceosomal snRNP assembly; mRNA splicing, via spliceosome; mRNA 5'-splice site recognition.